ACGUGCGGUCGGUCGGUCGUUCGGUCGGUGGGUGGAUCGGUGUUCGGGAACCAUUCUCGUGUGCUCCCAUAACCCAUGAACACGUCUUGCUUCUGUAUUUUAGCACGUGCGGAAGGACGAUGGGCUUAGCAGUGUUUGUUUAUCGUGCCGCCAAUUUGACUGAUGCUGAGCGGUAUCGUUUACAAUGAGGAAAGACAAAGUGUGCGCUAUAAUUUGUGAAUAGUUGUGAGUGUGGAUAUGCUUAAGCUAUUAGUCGAGCAAAUGACAGAAGCGGAUAUUGUUAUGAAGUGACAUUACGAAAUAGAAAAGUAACGGCUGAGAAAUACGUGGCAGCUAUACGGGCUUGGUUGAUUAGGUGUGUCAUCUACUGUUAGUGAUCACUGAAAAAAGCCUGUUGCUAAGCUUUUGGUGCUCUCGUUUGGUGUCGAUGGUGUUGGUCAAUCGUCAUGUGCUUGUCAGUUUGGAUAAUUGUCUGUACUGCGUUUGCUUUGAGUUUUCCUCCCCGAAUCUUAGGCAAAGGCAUUUCAGAACGCGACAAACUUCUGGAGUUUAUAGAGCAGCCUAAGGACACGGUUGCCCUGCGCGAUGAUCCAGCGCAAUUAAAUUGCCGCGCUCGUUCUCUCUCCCCGGAGAUAACUGAUGCAGAUAUUCAAAUUCAGUGGUUUCACAAUGGAAAACUUGUUAAACCAUCACUUGGGCGUACUGUUUCAUUAGGGGUACUAUUUCUUGUGUCAGUACAUACUCAUGACGUGGGUGUCUAUUGGUGCCAAGCCAGUAUAAAGGGCCUUUCAACUAGACACAAUUCAGUGCGUUCCAACAACGCGACACUCCAGAUAGCAUAUCUGCGCGAGGAAUUCCUAAAAGUACCUUCAAGGAAGGACGUUCCUCAGGGAGGCACGGUAGUUCUUGAGUGCGCUCCUCCGCCAGGACUCCCUCCACCAACAAUUGAGUGGCUCAAGGAAGGUGUAGUCGUAAAUGUAGGCUCAGGACCGAGUAGCCGUUUAAGGCUUGAAGGUUUAGGAAAUUUGGUAAUCUCCGACGUGCGUGCUUCCGAUCAAGGUGGAUACGUCUGUAAAGCAGAUAAUGCCGUCGGUAACAGAGAGACACCCCCGGCCAAUCUACGAGUGAUAUUGCAUAAUAAACCUAAACUGAUUAUCGUCCCAGAAAACAAAACCGUGCUGAUACCGGAAAACGGUACGAUAAAGGUUUUGUUAGAGUGUUCGGCGGCAGGGGAUCCUCUGCCGCGUAUCCUUUGGCGACAAAAUAGCCACGAAUUAACGGGGAGAUCAACUUUGUCCUUUUCGGCCAACGAUGGGCUUACAAUGACGGUCGAGGAGGAUCGACGGGGUUCGGUCCGUUCAUCUCUCGAAAUUAGCGGCGUACGUCCAGACGAUCAGGGAAAUUAUACGUGUGAGGCUGAAAACUCUGAGGGACGGGUUGCGGCAACAGCACAGCUAACAGUGCAUUACCGCCCAAGAUGGGUAAUGCCUCCUGAAGAUCGACAGGUCAAAUUGUCCAAUCCACUGAUCUUGAGGUGUGAGGCAACUGGAAAUCCAUCUCCUGAAAUUUCGUGGAGUCGCGGCUCGAGCCGCUGGGUUCUCUCUCCUGGGGAAAGCGAUGGAGACAUGUCGGUCGAUUCGUAUGGAUCGCUACGAAUACCACGCACCGCCCUACAUCAUGCCGGAGUGUACAUAUGCACUGCCCGUUCACUUCUUGGUCAAAUCACGACAACCGCUCGCGUCGACGUACUCCAGGGAGGUGUACCAAUAAUUUCUCAUCCAGAACAUCCCUUAGGCAAAGAUCUUUUUUCCUCUCCUUGGCUCCUUCUCCUCCUUUCGGCCAUUCUUUGCCUAAUUCUAAUCUGCGUUGCAGUAACUAUUCUUCUUUUACUUCGCAAGAUGAACAGCAAAACACAGUCUGCAGUGACGGAAGUACCCGUUGCUAAAGGAGGUGACGUUAACUUCUUCACGGACUUGCCUCAUCCAACUAAUACAACAGAGUACUUCUCUCCGCGCCAUGAGAAGAUGGUUCUUUAUGAGAACAAACUUAAUAUCCUCGACUGCAUCCAUCCCACGGAGGCUCCUCGUUCAUCUCUGUAUUGCAAUAGCGGAGGCCCAAUACACACGCCGAUAUCAGGUCCAUACGCAGCCACAACAAUAGUUCCGCCUGUCCUCCCGGGAACGCGAGUAGGAGACACUGGCAACUACAGAACUGGUGACAUCGCAGCUGUCAACAGAUCUAAAGCUUACCCGGUAGCCAGAGGCGCUCAGGGAACUCACGAACUUGAAAAUCUUUUGCACAGUGGAUACUCCAACAGUGCGUCAAGCUCUAGCGAAACUUCGAGUUUCGGUAAAAGAAGCGGGCGCUCCAGUCGAAGUAGCUCGAAUCACCCAAGAAUUCGAGCUCCGUCGCCUUCACUCGAAAGCAACACCGCUACACCCGUAGCAGGUGAGCCCAUAUAUAGCAUGCCCGACGAGGAUGAGGCGAACCUUAACAAAGCCGGGUCCGAGAGCGGUUUAGAAGUGACGACAUCAACAAACAGGUCUGCGUCUCAGCCUAUACAUCAGUCGCUUACACCUCUCACAUCACAGUUGACCAAGCCGUCGAAAAGAUUCGUCGGUCAGCACUCGGAGCAAAGGCAAACCAAUGUAGCGCUGUCACACGAACAGAUCCUUAAAAGAACCCAAUCAUGAAUGAGGUUAGCGAUUUUCUGAUGGUCGUCCCAGGAGGCACAACGAUCAUAGCGUUUACAUAUACGUGAUGAGAUGAUAGUCUGUCAACAAGCAAGAUUGACAUUUAUCCUAUAAUUUAUUGCAAAAAAAGUUAAUUACCUGCACAAACGUGAUAUGCUUGAGGCAAAAUGGCUGGAAAGAUGGAUUACUAAAUAGCCCAUCCAUUCAGCCAUGAUGUUGAUAAUUUAUCGAAAAUCACGUGCGAGCGUUGAACUAUUUAUAACGUGAUACAUAGGCCAUGAAUCAAUCAACAGGAAGCCAUCUUUGUUAAAAACUGUAAAACACUAAAAGAUCGCAGCUAAAAUUCAACGCGAAAAGUUAUCGAGAAAUAUUUGAUAUAAAUGGUAUCAUUUCUGUAUAUAUCUAUAUAUAGCUAGAAGUGAUAAUCCAGUCUAUUCAUCCCAAAGCAGCAUCUUUUAUGGUCGAAACGGAGAUAACAUGCAUGUAUCCGAAAUCCGUGUCUGUACAGAAAUGUAUUAAUAUACGGCAAUGACACUGGUAUUUGAUAGCAGUGACUUGAUGUUGUUAGCAAAAAUGGUCCUAAACGAUUUUCAGGAGUGAUGAUGACCUAUCUAUGCGUGAGACUCACUAGAGUUAGAGGUACAUUUAUUUAUAUCGUGAGCCAAAACACCGUUUUAACAACUAGUGAAUUUGAUAUACUUGAGAAAGUGUAUGUUAGUGCAAAGACUAGGUGUCAUAGGGAAACUGUUUACACAGUAUCUCCGCUUGAUAAUAACGAAUUUAAUAACAAUUAUAUUAUUAUUAUUACUUUUGAAAAAUAAAAACCACCUCGUUAUGAGGUGUGGCGUGAUGGAUAUGGAUAUUAUGAAGAUGCUGUCGUGUGUAAAGGGAAAGGGAAACAGUAGUCAAGAACAAAUUACGUCGCCUGUGAUAUUAAAAUAAAGACAAAGUCAAUAUUAUUAUUACGUCGGCAUAAAAUUGUACUAAAUGAAGUAUUGGCAGUGGAAGUAGUUGCGAGGUGCCAUUUGUAUAACAUGAUCAUCACAACCCUUUUUCUAGCAUUGUGAAAUGGGCACCUUACGAGGUGUAUUAUCCUGUACAUAAAAAAAUGAGAUGUGAAACUAAAUAUAUGUUCUAAAAAAAAAA
Varroa destructor (honeybee mite) is the source of this 3839-nucleotide messenger RNA. RefSeq names its product roundabout homolog 3-like. Gene Ontology annotation, molecular function: cell-cell adhesion mediator activity. Lineage: Eukaryota; Metazoa; Arthropoda; Arachnida; Mesostigmata; Varroidae. The record is from RefSeq and is a predicted model, not a curated record. Gene Ontology annotation, cellular component: plasma membrane; axon. Gene Ontology annotation, biological process: axon guidance; homophilic cell-cell adhesion; dendrite self-avoidance.